AUGUUGCCCCAUUCACAAUAUUCAUCAGAAUCAAAACAACAACAUCAACUACAACAUCAACCUGAACAUAUACUACAGUAUUCUCAACCACUACAAAACUCACAAUUGGAGAACCUGUCUCAACUACAGUCACAGUUACAGUCACAAUCACAGUCACAAUCACAAAGUCUACAAACGGAGAAGCACCAACCACCAUCUAGUAAUCCUACUCUAACGCAGCAACCUGUACAAUUUUCUCCACAACAGCAACACCACCUAAAUCAGUCGCUGCAGAACCAAUUCACGAAUCAACUAGCAACCAACGUCCAUCCUCAACAACGACAACAACAACAACAACAACAACGACAAUUGACAAAUUCCUUUCGGCCGCCUAAAUCAACUUCACAAACGUUUACAGCACAACAAACAUUUUACCACCCGUUACAGUAUCAACAGCAAAUGCCACCCUCUAAUAGUCAGCGCCAAUCACAACCCCUGCAACAACAACAACAACAACAACCGCCGCAACAGCAACAGCAGCAUCAACAACAACAGCAACAGCAGCAUCAACAACAACACCAACAAUACUUCCAACACAUGCAGCAACCUCAAACACUGUUUUAUGACACCAGCAAUUACAUGUACCUGGCUAUUCCAUUAAGCUAUCAACCACGCCCACAAUUGACUUUCCAGCAACAGCAACAACAACCUCUUCCACCACAACAACUACAACAGCAACCACUACCAGCACAACAACAACAACAACAACCUCUUCAUCAACAAGAAUACUAUAUCCCUACCAAAAACACAUCGGCAUCGGCACCGGCAGCAGCACUGAUACCAGCACCAUCGUCAUCAUCACCAUCUUCUUCUUCCUCAACCCACCCAAAGGAACGUAAACUGAAAGCCGCUACCAGUCCAACUGAAACAACCCAUGAAUUAGUAAUCUACCCAAAUUUUCCAGAACGGUUGCAAAAUAUCCUUCCCCACCCACCAUUAGCCAAAGCACCAGUUCGUCCCGAUAUAACAGUUUCUUCAACUGCUAAAAGAGCCAAACGUAAAUCAAAAUUCACCCCUGAACAAGAUGAUUUAAUUGUAAGUUUGAAAAGAAAGGGGAAAAGUUGGGUAGAGAUUGCCGAAAUCACUGGCGUUGGAUCUUACUUAACUGCUAGAAAUAGAUACCAGGUCAUUGUUGGACAACAGGGCAACAACAAUUCGAGUGCAUGGGAUAAUAAUGAUAAGAUAUUUUUACGAAAUUUAUUAGAUCCUGCUGAAUUUGAAAAAUGGAGAUAUAUUGCCUCGGAAUUAAAUAAAUCAACUGAUAAGAAUUUUACUGAUUUUGAAGUAAGGGAAAUGGUUCGGGUAUUAUUUUGGCUGAAUCCUGCUAGUUUUGGAGUUAGUGAAGAACUGAUUAAAGAAGCUUUAAAGGAAAAGAAACAAACUGAUAAAACUAUCGAACAAAGAGAACAACAACGUAAAAAGAAGAUGAGUAAUGUUAUUGGAGUUAGUGGUAAUAAUACAGGCAGUGGUGAUAGUGGUGUCAAUACUCGUGGAAGUUCCACUGGAGCUGCAACUGGGAGCAGUGCUGGUGGUGGGGGACAUGAUACAACUGGUGCUAGCAAUGCUGAUCAAACGAAUCAUCAUCAAUAUCACAAUGAACAAUCACAGAAUCAACAAUCUUCAAGCAACAUCUACGCCAAGCCGUAUUGA
Molecule: messenger RNA, 1689 nt
Organism: Lodderomyces parapsilosis
Lineage: Eukaryota; Fungi; Ascomycota; Pichiomycetes; Serinales; Debaryomycetaceae
Gene: AAF1
Product: C2H2-type transcription factor AAF1
Exons: 1
Coding region: 1-1689 (562 amino acids)
Source: RefSeq, a predicted model, not a curated record